Molecule: messenger RNA, 1965 nt
Organism: Fusarium odoratissimum NRRL 54006
Lineage: Eukaryota; Fungi; Ascomycota; Sordariomycetes; Hypocreales; Nectriaceae
Exons: 3
Coding region: 522-1670 (382 amino acids)
Source: RefSeq, a predicted model, not a curated record
UUCUCUCUAAAUCAACCUCUCCAAGUCUUGCAUUUUUGAAAAAGAUGUCUUGGAAACGUUCUUCGUUGGCUGAUACCGGCUUCUUCUACGAUGAAGACCUCCGAAAUCAAGACAUGGACCCUCUCCCGCCCCAUGUUAAAAGUCUGGAACAGGCAAUGCUUGACUUUACAUGCCAGAACUUUGACCCUACUACUAAAACAGAUCUGAAUAUCCAAAAUGAAGCAAAAAGACUUGCCAAUGGGGGUUUCAGUGAAGAUCGCUGGGACGAUUUCUUUCGAGCCUUUUUUCUCGACCCACUAAUGGAACGUGCCUCGAUCUCAGGGAGGAGACCUCGCAUGUCAGUAUAAACCUCCAUCUUAGGGCUCUUCGCCGAUAUUCAUUCUCCCAGAUCCUCACGAUGCCAAUACUACUAUGACUCUAUAGUGUUCGAUACAGAUGCCUUAUGGACAACCUUCAAUAAAAGAAAAGAAAAAAGUCAACUUUUAAAAACUCCGAAGCCCGAUCUCGUCUUCUGUCUUCCGAUGUAUCACCCGGACUCUCAUAUACCUACGGUAACUCUUCACGAAGCGCGGGAAUGGCACAAAGCAACAACGCCAUCCCUCGUGGAACCAUUCUCAUGGUCCACUUUGAAAGAUCUACAUCAACAUGGCUUGAAACCUACUCCCUUUAAUAUUCUCAAUACGAAGACCCCCCUAGAAGCAGACUUGAUUUCCUAUCCUUGGCUUAUUGUCGAAUACAAAAGAGCAAAGGGCAAAGCAAGGAGCACCACUGCUGGACCCAGGCAACUGGAGGAGGUUGUUUACUGUCAAGCAGCGAAUGCAAGUGGAUGUGCCGUCAAGCUGAAUCAGAAUGCCGCGGAGUUCGCUGUUCAGUUGGCCGAUGAAGCACAGGUCCCUCCUGUUCCAACUAUUACCACAGUCGGACCCCAAGUCAAGGUGUGGAUAACCUUUUUUGCUAAAGAUUUCAUGGCAUAUCGCUUCAAAGAUAAGAAGAAUCAGCAAUUCCAUGGAUACAAAGAGGGUUAUAUAAUGCAAUGUAUCUGGACAGGUGACAUGACUGAGCCUCACGAUAUUUUGAAAUUCCGACUCAUACUGGAAAACACAUAUACCUGGGCCAUUCGGGUGUUCAAGCCAUUGGUGGCCACAUAUAUCGAUCAAUGGAGGUUUGCUUACCCUGCUGAUAGCCCAAGCUUGGCGAGCAUGGCAAGGGCACGUCAACAAGAUAAGUUGGAGCUCACAAGGAGCACAGUUCGAUCAAUUCAAUGUGCUCUAGAUCCUCAGCUAAACCCCAAAGCUGGCAAGGAUUGGCAUCGUGGUGUUUCGAUGAGGCUGAGGGAUCUCUGCGAGACAUUCGUCCAAGACGUAGACCAAAUGAUUGAAGAGGAGCUCGAGUCCUCGCGCAGAAGUGCACGUGGAGCUAGCAAACAAUCUCGGGGAUCAAAUCAUGCCGCAGGAUUCAACAGCAAUGGCCCGAGAAACAUUGAACACGAGGGCCUGCAACCCAAACAGUCUGGGAGUCCUGAUUCUGCAAGCAUGACUCCACUGAGUGCUCCACAGAGCAUGCCACCAAGCGAAACGAGUGGUGCAGUUGAGGUAGUCUCGUCAUAUCUCAAAGCAGGCAUGGCAGUUUGGAGCAGCUGGGGUACCCAACAGACGAGAAGACCGGAGUAAUCAUCUUGCACCACCAAUUGAGAUUGAAAUGGUGUCGAACUAUGGAUAAUCAGUGUAUCUAGGAAUAGGGGAUUUCAGGGCUGUUUUAGGUAAUGUUCUAUCAGAAAGAGACGUAUAGGAAGUUGGUAAGGAUUAACUGCUAGGUGAGACAUGUAUGAGUGUAUUUCUUUAGGUGAAUAGUUUUCAAUAUUGCUCGACAUAUAGUUGCAGAAGGAGGAUUGUAUUAUACUGUAUUAUUAGCUAAAUUUCUAUCUAUGUGUAGACAAAGCUUGAGCAAGAACUAUCAAUGUCUCAC